AUGUCCUUCAGAAUCAUCCCAGCCAACAUUAUCAAUCUGGUACAGGCCAUAGAUGCCGGCCUUCCCCUCGAUGUACAGAAGCAAGACCGAUCCGCUGACGCACCGCCCACGCCAUUCACUGGACAGCACAAUGAUGAUGGCCACUACGACCCCUCUCCCAUAGACGUUGCCGUCGUGCGCAUCAUGCUUGCCAAGGCCACCAAGCUACCCAUUGACGUUGUCGACGGCAUUUUCGAGCUUGCAGAGUACUGGGUGCGCACCACGACGGCCGCCGAUAUUACGGGGAACGAGAUGUCGAUUAGCUCCCACUUCAUCCAGGACAAGUUUCUUCUUCGAUCACUGCCCGUCGGGUUCACGAGCGAGCAUGGCGGCGACCUAGGUCUCAAGGGCGAGGCUGCCCCCGCGAAGCCUUUACGUAACGAACCCUCCGCCAAGACGCUGGCGCGAAUGGCAGACUACCCGCUGCCCAAACUGCAAAGCCCUGUGCGCAAGGUUGUCUUCAAGUUGACCUCGCAUGAUCAGGGCUGGUCGGGUGAGAGUGGAGGAUUAUAUGAAAACUCUUGGACUUGGUUUGAAGCUGGUCUAGAGCGGUUGGAAGACUCUGCUAUUGGUGCACCUCUCGACCCUCCCCCAACUCCUAUGUAUCGAGAAGCUCUUCGACCAGUAUAUCCGACCUUGGAAGAAGUCGUCCCAGAGAAGGAGGAGGAAGAUGGCACAGAGCUCGAGCAAAAUGAGGGGCAAAAAGAACAAGGACACAAUGAAGAAAGUAAUCCCCAAGAGCCCCAAUUUGACUACAAGUUCCCGCUGGCCCACAGCCCGGUAUGGACCAUUUGCAGAAACAAGCGCGCCCACAGAGACUGGCAAGACCACGUCAUUACGUGGACGUGCUACGAUGACGUCAAGUCGGACUCUGACGCUGGCCAGGCGCUGGAGGAGAAUGGGCGCGGACGGGAAACCGGUGAUGGCGAGUUUGUGCGCAGUCUGAAAGUUGGUGAUGUGGUGACGAUUUGGGCAAAGGCAAGGUUCCCAGGUUGGACGAACAACCUGCGAGCUGCCAGCAUUGACGUAUACUGGGCGGCUACUUGA
Messenger RNA from Cordyceps militaris CM01, 1086 nucleotides. RefSeq lists its product as uncharacterized. The transcript has 3 exons. The record is from RefSeq and is a predicted model, not a curated record. NCBI's taxonomy places the organism in Eukaryota, Fungi, Ascomycota, Sordariomycetes, Hypocreales, Cordycipitaceae. The coding region runs from base 1 to 1086 and encodes 361 amino acids.